Molecule: messenger RNA, 300 nt
Organism: Miscanthus lutarioriparius
Lineage: Eukaryota; Viridiplantae; Streptophyta; Magnoliopsida; Poales; Poaceae
Source: the annotation of a GenBank genome assembly
AUGGCUAGCUACCACCAUGAACUCAAGCAGCCAAGAGUGACACAACAAAUACCAACCAGAAGCCCUCGAUUCACUGCUUAUUCGCACGACUCCGACCAGAUGUCAGGCAAUGGGAUGAGCGGGGUCUUCACCCCUGUGAUUCAGGGCAAGGACCAGCAGUCCAGCAUGAACAGCAUGCAGAACCAUAACACGGGCAACAGCACAACUGUACCUGUAACUGGCUUGUCCUUCACCGGUGGCGCCGUCUUAAGUGGUAACUCAGUUAACGUACCACCUCCGCCACAGAUAAUUAUUUCUUAG